Molecule: messenger RNA, 1830 nt
Organism: Blastocystis hominis
Lineage: Eukaryota; Bigyra; Opalinata; Blastocystidae
Exons: 1
Coding region: 1-1821 (606 amino acids)
Biological process (GO): cellular response to unfolded protein; protein refolding
Cellular component (GO): cytoplasm
Molecular function (GO): misfolded protein binding; ATP binding; heat shock protein binding
Source: RefSeq, a predicted model, not a curated record
AUGGGACUCUUUUAUCCAAAACCUUAUACUGAGUUAAGAGUUUAUUUUUAUAUUUUUUUUGCUAUGCAGCAAUAUCCGAUCCUUGGAAUUGAUUUGGGAACUUGCUAUUCUUGCGUGUAUGCUUAUCACAAAGGUAGUAUAGAACCUGUACCUAUUAAUGGAGCAAACACAAUAAGAUCCGCUAUAUAUGUUAGAGAUGGAGUGAUGCUAUUCGGAAGUUUGGCUAUGGCCCAUGCCCACAAUGAACCUGACAAUGUUUUUUAUGAUGUUAAGCGAUUUAUUGGAAGAACUUAUAACGAGAUUGGAGAUCUCGUCCAGAGAAAGAACUAUCAGUUUUCUAUUAUGCAGUGGGGUGAUGUACCAGUAUUCGUGGUUCCUUCGUCUCAAGAUAGAAACAGUUACUCGGUCUGUACUCCUGAAGUCCUUGAUAGCUAUUUUUUGAAAUAUCUCGUUGAUGAAGCCCAGAAUUAUUUGGGGUAUCAAAUCACAGAUGUUGUUAUCACAGUACCCGCUUUUUUCCAGCAAUCUCAGCAGAAUACCACUCUGGCAGCUGCGCAGCUUGCGGGUUUAAAUGUUCUGGCUCUAUUUCAUGAGCCUAGUGCCGCAGCGUUGGCAAGUAACCUGCCUCCCGUUUUAGAACUGCGCCAUGUUCUGGUGUAUGAUUUAGGAGGAGGUACUUUUGAUCUUGCUUUGGUAGAGACAAAGAAUGCUUUAUAUGAUGUUAUUGGAAGUGAUGGUGACCCCUUUUUAGGAGGUAGUGAUUUUGACUAUGAGAUGUGUAAGAUUAUACAGGACCGGCUGGUACAACAUGGAAUUGAUAUCAAUAUGUGGAAUCGACAGAAGAUUUCUCGGCUCCAGGAUCUUUCAGAAAAGGCAAAGAUUGAGUUAUCUACAAUGAAGUCAACUUAUAUUGAUAUCUCUUUAAUUGAUUCUUCUAUUGAAUGCGACUUUGAUAUCUAUCGAGAUGAGUUUGAGAAGGCUAUUUUCCCGUAUAUCCAGAGAACGUUGGAUAUUUGCCAUCGAUUACUACAGUACACACAUGUUGUAUUGACUCCUAAUGAUGCUAUUCUCCUUGUAGGAGGAUCUUCCUACAUUCCGUUAGUGAGAGCUUCCUUGGAGAAGGCAUUCCCUAAUACUCCUAUUCUUAACAACGUGAAUCCUGCAGAGAUCGUGGCUCAUGGUGCUGCAUGGUACUGUCUUGAUAUGUAUUGCAGCAAGCACGACCCUCCUCUUCAGAAUCCUCUCCCCUGCCCUGUCAUCCAUCCCAUUGUGGUCCACUCGGUGUAUGUUCAGUUUGGUAAUAAUCCACCUGUUCUUGUCCUCCCUUCUGGAGUUCGCUGCCAGACUGUGGAGCGAAAAACCUAUGCGUUUUCUUGGAAUGGAGUGAGAGUGAAGAUCCUGACUGAUGGAGACGAUCACCAGGCUGGAAAUCUGCGCGAGUUGGAUACGUUUAAUAUUCGAGGCUUCUUUGGUCAGGCUGUUAUUGAGAUGCAAAUGAAUGCCAAGGGUGAACUUGAGUUCUCUUAUGGAAGACAGGGGCAUCGACUAGAGACUCGAAUUGUGGGAUUCCAGCAUAGCAUCUCUAUGACCCAGCUCAACCAGUUUACCCAACGAUACAACCUGAUCAAAAAGUGUAAGAAUGACAUCACAGCCAUCUUUACACAGAAGCAGCAGCAAGGAAGAGUGACAGCUCAGGCUCGUAAUCAGUACAACCUUAUUAUGGACUGGUUCAAUAAUCCUAAAGUUAUUCAACGCGCCAGUGAUGAUACUAUCAACAGAGUAUAUAGGGAAAAUUAUUAUGAUUAUUUUGCUCGUUUAUAAAUGUAUUCA